Mus musculus (house mouse) is the source of this 2774-nucleotide messenger RNA. It is a transcript of the gene Mogs, whose product is annotated as mannosyl-oligosaccharide glucosidase. Gene Ontology annotation, cellular component: endoplasmic reticulum membrane; endoplasmic reticulum. The transcript is spliced from 4 exons. The coding region runs from base 76 to 2580 and encodes 834 amino acids. Gene Ontology annotation, molecular function: Glc3Man9GlcNAc2 oligosaccharide glucosidase activity. The record is from RefSeq and is marked validated. NCBI's taxonomy places the organism in Eukaryota, Metazoa, Chordata, Mammalia, Rodentia, Muridae. Gene Ontology annotation, biological process: oligosaccharide metabolic process; carbohydrate metabolic process.
GCUCGGGGAGGCGCGCGGCGAAGGCUCGGUCCGCUGACCGCACGGUGGCAGCCGGGGAGCGUGCAGGCUGCCCGCAUGGCCCGGGGCGAGAGGCGACGGCGCGCUGCGGCCGCAGAGGGGGCGCGGCCGCUGGAGAGGGCGCGGGCGGCGGGCCGGCGGGAUGGCAGGGCUGGUGGGGCGCGGGGCUCGGCGAGCGGCGCGGCCCUGGCCGUGGUGGUGUUGGCGCUGGCCUUCGGCCUGUCGGGGCGCUGGGUGCUGGCGUGGCUCCGUGUGCGCCGCGCGCUCACACUGCACCCCGCGCCGUCUGCGCUGCCGCCGGACUCCUCCAGUCCUGCCGUGGCCCCGGAACUCUUCUGGGGCACCUACCGCCCACACGUCUAUUUCGGCAUGAAGACUCGCAGCCCCAAACCACUGCUCACAGGACUGAUGUGGGCACAGCAAGGCGCCACCCCGGGGACCCCUCCUAAGCUCAGGCACACGUGUGAACAGGGAGACGGCGUGGGUCCCUAUGGCUGGGAGUUCCACGAUGGCCGCACCUUCGGUCGGCAGCAUAUCCACGAUGGGGCCUUAAGGCUCACCACUGAGUUCGUCAAGAGGCCUGGGGGUCAGCACGGAGGGGAUUGGAGCUGGAGAGUGACCGUAGAGCCUCAGGCCUCAGGUACACCUUCCUUCCCUUUGGUGUCCCUGUUCUUCUACGUGGUGACAGAUGGGCAAGAGGUCCUACUACCAGAGAUCGGAGCCAAAGGACAGUUGAAGUCCAUCAGUGGGCACACCAGUGAACUUGGUGACUUCCGCCUCACACUUCUGCCGCCAACCAGUCCAGGAGACACUGUCCCUAAGCAUGGCAGCUACAAUGUCUUCUGGUCCUCCAACCCGGGGCUGCCACAGCUCACAGAUAUGGUAAAGAGCCGCCUAAACAGCUGGUUUCAGCACCGGCCCCCAGGAGCCUCUCCUGACCGCUACCUCGGCUUGCCUGGAUCUCUGAAGUGGGAGGAGAGAGGCCCUAGUGGGCAAGGGCAAUUCUUGAUCCAGCAGGUGACACUGAAAGCCCCUUUCUCUGUGGAGUUUGUGUUUGAAUCUGGCAGUGCGGCAACAGGAGGAAACCAAGCCUCUGGGCGGCUGGUAGGCAGCCAACUGACCCAGGCCCUGGAGAGCCAUGCUGCAGCCUUCAAGGAACGGUUUGAGAAGACCUUCCAGCUAAAGGAGAAGGGCUUGAGUCCCGAGGAACAGGCUUUGGGUCAGGUUGCCCUCAGUGGCCUUCUUGGUGGGAUUGGUUACUUCUAUGGACAGGGUUUAGUGUUGCCAGACACUAGCAUGGAAGGGUCUGAACAGAAAAUGGACCCUGCCCUGUUUCCACCUGUCCCUCUUUUCUCUGGGGUGCCUUCUAGGUCAUUCUUCCCACGAGGCUUCCUCUGGGAUGAAGGCUUUCACCAGCUAGUGGUCCAGCGAUGGGAUCCCCACCUCACCCGGGAGGCCCUAGGACACUGGCUGGGGCUGCUCAAUGCUGACGGCUGGAUUGGGCGAGAGCAGAUUCUGGGGGAUGAGGCCAGAGCCCGAGUGCCCCCAGAAUUCCUAGUGCAACGGGCAGCCCAUGCCAACCCCCCAACCCUGCUCCUGCCAGUCGUACACAUGCUAGAAGGCCAUGACCCUGAUGAUUUGGCCUUUCUCCGCAAGGCUUUCCCCCGCCUGCAUGCCUGGUUCUCUUGGCUCCAUCAAAGUCAGGCAGGGCCAGUGCCACUAUCCUACCGCUGGCGGGGCAGGGACCUAGCUUUGCCUACCCUACUUAACCCCAAGACGCUGCCCUCAGGCCUGGAUGACUACCCUAGGGCCUCGCAUCCUUCCACAGCAGAGCGGCACCUGGACCUGCGCUGCUGGGUGGCACUGGGUGCCCGGGUGCUGUCCCAGCUUGCAGAACAGCUUGGGGAGACUGAAGCUGCUGCAGAGCUGGGCCCAUUGGCUGCCUCUCUAGAAGAACCUGGAAGUCUUGAUGAGCUGCACUGGGCUCCUGAGCUGGGGGUCUUUGCUGACUUUGGGAACCACACAAAAGCAGUACAGCUCAAGUCGAGGCCCCCACAGGGGCUGGUUAGGGUGGUAGGCAGGCCUCCACCUCGAUUACAGUAUGUGGAUGCCCUGGGCUAUGUCUCUCUUUUUCCUUUGCUACUACAGCUGCUGGACCCCAGCUCACCCCGCUUAGGACCCCUGCUAGACGUUCUAGCUGAUAGUCGCCAUCUCUGGAGCCCUUUUGGGUUGCGCUCUCUUUCAGCCUCUAGCCUCUUUUAUAAACAGCGUAACACUGAGCACGAUCCACCCUACUGGCGAGGUGCCGUGUGGCUGAAUAUUAACUACCUAGCUUUGGGGGCACUACAUCACUAUGGGCAUGUGGAGGGUCCUCACAAGGUUCAGGCUGCCAAACUCUACCAUGAACUGCGGGCCAAUGUAGUGAGAAACGUCCGCCAGCAAUACCAGGCUACCGGAUUUCUGUGGGAGCAGUACAGUGACCAGGAUGGGCGGGGCAUGGGCUGCCGCCCCUUCCAAGGAUGGACCAGUCUUGUCUUACUGAUCAUGGCUGAAGAGUACUAAUGGGACAGAAGGAAAGCUAGGCCAUUUGUGUCACUUGGAAUAUGCAGACAAGGGCUUGGGUUUCUGGUCUCAUUGUUUCAGAUCUUUGUAAGCUCAUCUCAGGUGUCUCCUUAUUGUCAUCCCAUAUAGCUCUGGGGUGAAUGUGAACUCAAAGAGUCUAUUUUUCUAAAUAAACUGGAAAAGAACCUAACUGA